UUUUGCACAGACCCGCUGCGCUGUCUUAUGCAAAACUACGAAGGGAUGACGCCUUUUUGGAAUGAUCUAUUCCCAGCUGUCAAGCUGUAUCUGCUCGGUUUGAAGGUUUUGUUAGUUCAGUUGUUUAGCAGACCCUUCUCGCUGCCAGUGAUGCCCAGACAAGAUGGUAAGGUCACCAUAGUGACAGGAGGACACAAGGGAAUCGGCUAUGAGGUGGUCCGCUCCAUGGCCAAACUGGGGGCACAUGUCAUCAUAGGUGGGAGGGAUGAACAGGAGGGUCAGGCAGCCGUCAAAAGGAUCUGUGAAGAACACAAAGAGGCGCACGUGGAGUUCAACAAACUGGAUCUAGCCUCUUUGCAGUCUAUCCGACAGUUUGUCAAAAACUUCAAGAGGCGCAGCCUACCACUAAACAUUCUGAUCAAUAAUGCAGGUGUCAUGCUGGUUCCAGAGGGUCAUACUGAGGAUGGAUUCGAGCAGCACUUUGGUGUGAACUACCUUGGCCACUUCCUGUUGACCUGGUUGCUCUUGGACAAGCUGAAGGAUUGUGGAAAACAUGAUUCCUUUUCCCGUGUGGUCAGCGUGUCCUCCUCAGCCCACCGCAUUGGAAAGAUAAGACUAGAUGAUUUAAAUAGCAGCCAGUGUUAUUCAGCCCAUGGCGCCUAUUGUCAGAGUAAGCUGGCAUUGCUCUUAUUUAGCUCUCACCUCCACCAGGAGCUGCAGCGUGGAGGUUUCCCAGUGAGCUCAUGUGCUGUGGACCCUGGCAUGGUGAACACUACUCUGUAUCGCCACAUUUGGAUGCCGCUCCAUCUGGCGCAAAGAGCCAUCGCCCAUCUGUUUUUCAGGACUCCUACAGAGGGUGCCGCCACAGUGCUAUAUGCUGCCCUGUCCCCUUCACUGGAGGGGGACUGCGGAGGGGGCUACUGGGCCAGUGGCAGCAGGGAGAUGACAACUCCAUCGACCUUUGACUCGCAUCUGCAGCUGAGCCUAUGGGAAGCCAGCUGUCACUUGGUGCAUGUGCACUAGGACUAACCUGCAGAUACAGACCCUUAACUUGGGACAUCGAGCCACCUUUCUCACUUUCUCAGCCAUUUGCUUCUCGGCCCUGUACCUCACAUCGAGGUGUUUGUAGCGGCUUAAGGUCACAGUGCAACGCUGGAUUGUGAUUGGCUGUUUUUGGAGCGAAAUUUCCUCUUCUGUUUUAUUUUUCCAGACCUGCCAAAGAAGGGCUACAGGGGAUGGAAGACUUUUCUGUGUUUCACUGUGAGCAAGUAGAUGCACACAAACAUGCAGACACUAGACUUAUUCUGAUAUAAUGUUGCUGUCAUAGAGUCUGCCUAGUUGUUGAUAUUGGCCUUCUGUUAUUUAAAAAAUAGUUAAUGGAUCAGAUGUCUGACCAGCAAAUUGCUUCCACUGAAGCAGUGGUUCACAAACAUUUUUCUGUCUGAAGAGAGAGGGAGAGAGAGAGUACUCCCAUUUAAAACAGAUAAUUUUAUCAACUUUAAUAAUACUAUGGGAACUAAUAAAGAGAAAAUGUAAAUGUAUUUUAUUAAAAUAGCGUGAACUGUACUUUUUUUUUUUUACCUUGUUGCACUUUAUUUAAAUUGCUGGAGUUUACGGUGAAAAAAAAAAACUCCGUGAACCCCCAGCAACCUUGGCCCCCGCCCGUGCUUUGCUUAGUGAUCUUUGGAUGGCAAGGGGAAGGUGCCAAGGACAGUCUGUCCUCAUCUCCUGAUAUUCCAGAGUGAUUCUCUCUGUGCUUGGACCACAGCGUUUGUCUAGCCUGUAUAAGGCUGCGUCCAGCUGAGAACAAGUUGGCAGAGACUUUCAGCUUUUAAUAUGCUCUGUUCAUGAACCAUAGGGGGCAGGUCAUAAGGAUCAUGGAUCAACUUUAGUCUGCCACACCGCUAUUUAAAAGAAUGAAUUGAGAUGUCACAGCUAAUAUGAGAGCAUAUUUUCCUUCAUUUAAUGGAUUGAUUCCACUCAUUUACUCCGCUAUCAUGCUCAACUUUAUGUCCACUCAGGGGUGCCCGCCCCCCAUUUUGGGAACCACUGCACUAAGGCAUGUUCAGAUUUUCAUUCAGCCUCACUCUGCCUUAAUAGUCAAAUUUUCAGUUUCAGUGUCCCAUAAAUUUGCGUUGUGUUUGAAAAGCUUUUUGAUACUGGAAGAAUUCUGGGUUGGAUGUGGAAGAUUUGGCUCAGCAGCAGUCAACGACUGAAACAGUUGGGAAUUAUGUUCAAAUCCUUUUGGAUGCACACCACAUUCACACACUGACAAUAAUUCAGUGUUUCUCGGUUUGAACCUGCCUCGCCAUGGAGGGGAUUAUGUGAUGUCAUCGAUACAUUUUGACAUAUCGCCGACCACAUUUGAUACAUUCCUUCUUCUUCUCAAUCUUUGUGUUAUUAACUUCUGGUAGAUGUAUAAAUGAACUGUGUUUAACUGCUGAAGGAGACUACAAGAGAACAUGGAUACUUAUCUCUCUUUCCGCUGCUCAACAGUCUGACAACACGUUCUUGCAAACUGUUCAGGGAUUUUGGACAAUACUAGAGCUGAAUUAAGGAAGACAUCCAAUGUAAAAGUAGAACCAAGUUUGUAAUAAUUCCUGGUACUGACACUUGGAUGACGCGAUGCUCCAUUGUAUCUUCAGGAAUUGUCUUGCUGUUUUCACGAUUUCAACAUAUUGUGGUUUGCAGUUGUCGUCUGUCUGCUCAGAGGUAAAAAUGGGAGGUGAUAACCAACCACCAGCUUACUCUGUCUGGUUUUUGUGAUCAGUGUUAAUCCCUUUUAACUGUAUCUGUGGCACGUGUGUGUUUUCUGCACAUGAAUCAGCUCAUUGUUAUGGAGCCAACCCAUGCUUUGAGAUAACAGUACGAUCCUGGAUGAAUGGAGGUGAGGGGGUUAUGAGGAGAAACCACUCCUGUAUUUUGUUCUUUAUUACUUGAGCUUUGAUUGCUUUCUUAUUGCUCCUGCUGCUGCUACUCUUGCUUGAGCCCCACUCCCAAGUGCAUUGUGGGAUUGAUAUCCCAGCAGUGAGAAUCAAGAUCCCAUCUGCUGAGCCAUUUUACGCACUCAAACAUCACAAAUGGUACAUCCAGGCUUAUCCAAACAAGCACACGGCAAAUAAACACAUCUGACUGUCCUACAGUGCUGAAAUGCCAUUUGUCACUGUGAACAACCAUUUCCUUCUAUAAAGUUUGAAAAAAAAAUGCUUUUUGGCAAAAUGUCCUUCCCCACAUUUUUGUCACUCAAUGUGUUUAAUAACUGCUUUGGAUAUUUCCACUGAGCGUUUAUCUGCCAUAUGUGAAGCAAUAGUAUCACUGGUAACUAAUUCAGCCAGUAGCACAGAGCUGCACGUUCAGAAUAAUCACUCCAGUGUGAAAUCACACGUGUCAGAAAAAAGCCCAGCCUUGCAUCGCCAAUAUAAUAAUACAUUUUUGCAUUAAGAGUAGAAAACACAUUUGGUAACUGCAUCGUAUCGUGACAUGAGCAGUUUGAUGCUGCAUCCCAAUUCACGGGCUGAAUAGUCUGUGAAGGUGGUCGCCAAUCCAUAGGUCUAAAUCUAAUGGCGUGUUUGAGUGCUCAGUUCCAAACUGUGAAGCCAAAAAUUUGCAACCAUACAGCAAAAUAUCAUAAUCCUGAAGAACCUUGUUGUGAUGCCAUGUACUCUGCAAACAUUUUUCCAGCCCUGUCUGUGAUGCUUUUUCUUCAAUAUUAUGUUAGUAAAAGA
Molecule: messenger RNA, 3725 nt
Organism: Thalassophryne amazonica
Lineage: Eukaryota; Metazoa; Chordata; Actinopteri; Batrachoidiformes; Batrachoididae
Product: dehydrogenase/reductase SDR family member on chromosome X-like
Exons: 7
Coding region: 28-1023 (331 amino acids)
Molecular function (GO): oxidoreductase activity
Source: RefSeq, a predicted model, not a curated record